This is a messenger RNA of Cryptococcus amylolentus CBS 6039, 1431 nucleotides long. RefSeq lists its product as hypothetical. Bases 1 to 1431 code for a protein of 476 amino acids. Gene Ontology annotation, cellular component: periplasmic space. Gene Ontology annotation, molecular function: lyase activity. The transcript is spliced from 6 exons. The record is from RefSeq and is a predicted model, not a curated record. Lineage: Eukaryota; Fungi; Basidiomycota; Tremellomycetes; Tremellales; Cryptococcaceae.
AUGGUCGUUUUUCCUGCCUCUUGGCUCCUCGCCGGGUUCUGCGUACUACCCCUCGCCACUGCCUACCCCGCCUCUGCCAACACUACCAUCGAGGACCAUAGCCUAUCUAGCUCCUUGUCAUCGUCCGGUCCCGAGUCGACGUCUUCAGGCGCGCUUCAUUCCGGCCAAGACAGACCUCGCUUCAUGUCUCACGAUACUCCGUCCGACCACUACCCUCUUGACUCUAUCUGGUGGCAAGCUUCCAGUCACCACAUCCCUCGCACGGUAGUCCUGGACGGCUGCCGACUUGCAGAUGCCAAGAUAAAGCUGGAAGAAGGAGACAAAGAGAUGCAGGAAGUUCUAGACAAUCUGUUGAGACAGGCCAACAUCUGGAUGGAGCAAGGACCGUGGACGGUAGUAGCAAAUUCUAAGUCUGUACCGAACGGUACCAACCAUGAUUACGCCUCUCAGGCUCCUUACUGGUGGGCCAACAACUGGAACGAUACCUCCUCCAACGAGACAUGUCCAUACGUCCAGCGUGACGGCGUUGUCAAUCCAGAAUCCCUUGAAUACACCUCCCACCAAGACAGGUUGUCCAUGUUCACGGCUUCCUACACACUGGCGCUGGCUUGGUAUUACACCGACAACCCAUACUACAGAGCGCAUGCUGCAGACAUCUUGAGGACUUGGUUUAUUACCAACUCUACCGCGAUGACACCGCAUCUGAACCACUCGCAGAUCAUUCCUUGUGCCAAUGAUGGAAGAGCUAUCGGCGUUAUCGAUUUCUCACAACAGUACACCGACGUUCUUGACACUGCUGCUAUCCUCAGCACUGUAUACGAUGCGACCUGGAAUAGCGGAACGGAGGCGGUCUUCCGAGAAUGGAAUACGGAAUAUCUUGCCUGGUUAACUGAUAGCGCCUUUGGCAAGACCGAGCUCGCUGCCGCUAAUAAUCACGGUGCUUUCGCCCGUCUUCAAAUCGCCGGUGUGGCUGCCUAUGUGGGGCAGUACGAGCUCGCUCGCUCAAUGACCUCUGGCACCAAGGCCCUGAUCGACAAUUACAUCACUGCCAACGGCUCGCAACCCCUGGAACUCGCCAGGACGCGCUCGUGGCACUACACUUGCUUCGAUCUCGUCGCGUACACUCGUCUGGCGGAUAUAGGUGUUCAGCUUGGAGUUGAUUUGUGGGGAUAUGAAGGUCCAGAUGGACAGUCAAUAUUAGGCGCAAUCGAUUUUCUGAUCCCUUACGCCACAGGCAACCAGACGUGGCCGUACCCCGAGCUUUCCUUCUUCCAAUAUGCCCCCAGCGAUUCUAUCAAUGCCGCAGCCGAUCAGGGCGAUGAGGCUGCCAAGGCUGCUGUGCCAUAUAUUGCGUACUCCCCGUCUACUGGCAACCAGUGGCCCUUGAGGCCUUCCGCGGAGCAGUUGGAUAACAUUGCUUCGACUGGGUAG